UACUUGGUGAGGAGAUGGAUAGAUGAAGGUGAAAAAGUUACUUUUACGUGACCCUGACCGGAAGAAGGGCUUGGUUGAUAUCAGCAGUUUGUGUAAAUCUAAGUAUAUGAUACAUGGGAAUUGGUGUGAUUUUAAAAUACAUGAUAAUGCAAAAGCAUAUUUAGUUCGAGGAUGUGGUUCCGGGAUAAGUGAUAUUUUUGGUACUGCUAGUUAUUAGCAUGCUUAGAUUGUGGAUAGUCUUACGUUUUCAACCUUGAAUAUGAUAUGACAGUUAUUGUUUUUAAAAUAAUAAAAUGUUGAAAUCCUUUGAAUUUGCAAGUUUUCGGCAAGAAUUUGAAUUGAACGAGGAAGACUUGUAUGCCAAAUUGUAUUUAGGUUGUUUCUUGCUGUAAUAAUAAGAGUUAGGGUAGCGUGUUAUUAGAGCCUGUUUAAAUGCAAGUGUGUAGAAAGUUGAAAACAUGAGUCAGUAAACGUACGUACUCUUUGCAUUGAAGGGUGGAUAAUAUUGAAGGCAUAGAACACGGGAUUUUGCGAAUUUGGCAUUUUGCGACUUUUCGUAUCGUAUCUAUAGUCCAUCAUUCGUACCACACAGUAGAAGAACAGAACAGCAGACACUCGCUGAUUUCAUUAUGCAACUCAAGUUCGGGGCCACAGCACAGCAGCAAAGUGCGAAUUUGAUAUGUAGUAGUGCAAUAAUUUUAGUGAUUACAAAGAAUAUGUUUUAGUGAAGUUGGGUGAAGUUUUAUAAAUAUGUACAAAACGUGCUUUGAAAACAAUUAUUAGAGAUUCCUUUUAUGGAAAAUAUAUAGAGACUUAAAGAUAUUAGGCUUUACAAAUUCUCACGUGGCCUUGGUUGACAUCCGGACUCCUUGAAGCUCGGAUGUGCCUGAAAAUGGUUAAAUAGGGCCAAUUUCAACUCGAGAAAUGAAGUAGAUCCAAAAAGGUGUCCAAAGCGAGAAUUUGAACAAAAGAACGAAAAGUAAAAUGUCAAAGAAGGCAUCGAAGGAGGCCCCGGCUUCAGAUUCAGCUAACCACGAUGGGAUUCCGGUCGACUUUAUUUUGCAAACGAUGCUUGCAAGAGCAAGUGCUCCAGGAAAACGACAAAUUCGUCCCAAGAAUGUCGACGCUUUACUCAAUGCAGACAUUCAAGAACUUGGAUCCGACGAAGAUCCUGAUUUCGAUGUAUCCGAAGACAAACAUCACAACGAAAGUGAUCUCUCCAUUGAAUCGGAGCUUGAUGAUGAUGAUGACGAUGAAACCGGAAAAGGUUCCAUGGAUGGUAACGUUGAAGAUACUGAUGAUGAAGAUGACGUCUCUUACGAUGCAAACAAUGAUCCUCGUCAAAGUCUGGAUACUUCAGACGAGGGAAGUGACGAAGACGACGAAGAAGAUGACAGCGCCGGCGAUGAGCAAAGCUCGGAAGAUGACACUGAUUCGCAGUCCCCUGUCCAAAAGCGUUCCGCACUUAGAGAUACUCUCAAAAAGUUGAACGAAUCAGAAUUUUCUCCUCAAACAAGUCGGAAAAGGAAACGUCCACGGAAAGCUGGAGUUGCUAAUAGUCAAAAACGGGGAGGUGGAGGAGGGAAAAAGGACGAUGCUGAAGGAAAAUCAAGCAAAAAACCAACAAAGACCAAUAAGAAAGAUUCUUCUGCUGGGGACAAGAGCAGUCAGCCAAGGAAAAAGGGGGGAGCAGGUGGUGCUAGCAAGAAACGAAAGAGUGUAGAUGAAGGUGACCGAUCAAAGUCAAAGGAUAAGAUCAAAGCUGCUGCUAAAAGAAAGAAAAAGUCUGGUGUGGUCGACAGGCAAAGAACUAUUACAGAGAUGGUGUUAAGUGUUGAAAAGUCACAAAAGGAAAACAGGAAAGAGCUUAUGGUGGGAAGUCCAAUAUGCUCAGCGUGUUUGGGCAAAGCUAGCGAUGAAAUGAACGAAAUAGUAGAAUGCGAUUCUUGUGGAAUAACUGUUCACGAAGCUUGUUAUGGUGUGAGUGACAUUUCAAGCCUAUCUAGUGGAACAGGGUCAUCUUGUUCAACUGAACCUUGGUUUUGUGACGCUUGUCGUUGUCGUACAAGAGCCAACAUUUCUUGUGAACUUUGUCCUAUGCAGGGUGGUCUGUACAAAGAAACGACCGCUGGACGUUGGGUUCACUUGGUAUGCGCCCUGUACACUCCUGGAGUUAUAAUCACUGAUACCGGUCUUCCUAGCUUGUUUGAAAUUCCAUACGCCAAGUGGGGUGCUCAUCCAUGUUCGCUUUGUGAUGACUCGCGCUUUGCCAGAUGUGGGAUUUGCAUACCAUGUGAUGCUGGGAUGUGUAAAACAUAUCUUCAUGCAACUUGUGCUCAAAAGCAUGGACUAUUGUCGGAUCCAAUACAACACGCUUUGCCUGGAUGCGAAUUGGAGGCUGAUCCUUACUAUGCUGCUUGCAAGUUACACACAAACCGUGAAACUUCAAAACGAAGAUCAAAAUGUUUCUCCAUUUUGCAAGAACAGUUGAGAAUCAAGCAAGAGCAGAAAUUAGCCACUGACAUAACUCCGCAAGAACGAGAAAACCAGAGCAGGAUACGUCGAAAACUUGAGAGGAUUCGUUUUAAAGUGGCAAUAAAACAGGCGCAUAUUUAUACAACUCAAAUGUCUAAAAAUUCUUCCCCUUCUUCAUCAGUACCUCUUACUGCCAACAAUCUAAACGCAUUGUCAUCAAACCUUCUCCCCCCUCUUCCCACUUUGGCAGAUACUCUGCCUCCCAGUUGGAAAGAGGGCAAUAAGAAACCAAGAAUUCUUCCUACAUCUGCUGGAACAGCAAUGGCGAUGCUGAGGAAGGCAACACUCAUGGGAUUAGACGUGAAAUCAUUGGAAUUGGAGGACAAGCAUUCUCGAAUUGCGACAAGUGUCAAGAAAAAGUGGAAUAUUCCACCAGGACUUAGCGUCGAAUAUGCUGCCUACUAUGCUGAUAGGGAAUGCAGAAUUGCAGGGUUGACUCAGCAGUGUGAAAAAUUGGAGAAGGAAAAUCAGCAGCUUAACAAUAAACAGAUUGAUUUACAGAAUUCGUACGAUAUGCAAUCUAUCAAUAAUGAGUUAAUGGAUGAGGAUACCGGCUCCAUGAGGGAGAAUUUAGUUGGUAUCACGUCACUUCUCAAGACACUUUGUUCGCCAAGCAAUAAAAAACUCGUCACCUCUCUUCAAGGAAUUGAAGCCAAGACGGCAAUUGAGGAACCACCACAACGGCGACGAAGUCCUAGCCACUCUAAUAGAAGACUUAGCCCUGCAAAGACAUCAAUCGGAAGCAAUAAAAACGCUAGUAAUAAGAAAAGUAGUAGUAACAGUACUUCCUUCUCUCCACCUGUUCAAACCAUUUCAGAGCGUCUUGCCAUCAAGACAUGUUCGAUUUGCGACCAAUCCGAUGAGCAACCGUGGAUUAUCCGUUGUGAUAAUUGUAAAAAGUUAUACCAUAUGAAAUGUCUGGAUCCACCACUUACAAGAAUGCCUAAACGAUCCAAGCUAUGUGGAUGGAUGUGUUCAGAUUGUGGGGAAGAAGAAUUGGAGGCAGAGGAGGCCGAAGUUGACACCGAGGCUCCAAGAACUUUGCGAGGUCGUACUAAAAUCCGAAAACCUGGAAAGUAUCGACAUUCUACAGAUUCCAAGGAAGGAGAUCUUAAAAUUGUAUGCGAAGUGCCAGAACCAGACUCUAGUAUCAUCAUGCUGACAAAUAACCUGAUUAAAGUAGAAACGCCAGCAGCAAGCGCAAUUCCUCCCCUUACCAAUGGAAGUGUAAACAAACCAAGAAAACGGAAAAGUGAAAGUUCUACUUCCACCAAUCUGUUUUCUCCAGUGUCCAAUGCGUCUGGGUCACAUUUAAAUAGCAGUAGCGCUGAAACUACUCCAAAGAAACCCAGAAAGACAAAGAAACAACUGCAGAGCGAACAAAAUGAGCACCUCUCCACGACCUCCCAGAUUGAAGGACAUACACCACCACUUCAUGUUCCAGUUGACGGCAAUAGCAUCCCCAUUGCGAGUACACCCAAACCGAAAAAACCUCGAGCCCCCAGGAAACCUAAAUCAAUAAAAACCGAAGACCUAGUCGCUUCUCCAGUAAUAAAGGAUGAACAGUUGAGCAUUAUUUCUGGGGAACUCAACCCUGUUGUUCUUGAAACUCCUAUCGUCAUCACCACUCCUAAGAAACGACCCAAGACAAUAAAAUUAGAAAAAACGCCAAAAGUGGCCAAGGUACCAAAGACGCCACGAACUCCAAAGAAUGGACCAUCACCUAAGAUGAAAAAGAAGGCAACGUUGGACUCAACUACUACAGUUGCUCAGGUUGAUACUUCCGGACUUUUACAUUUUCCUUCGGUUGACUCAUCUAACGCUGCUGCUGUUGUGAUUGCCAAAAAGAAACGAAUCAAAAAGGUCAAGAUUAAAGAUGAGCAUCAAAUUUCGUCACCACAACUGAGCAUAGAAGGAAGUAGUGGGGUAGAUAUUGGUAGUGGUGGAAGCGAUCUUGUAAGUUUGUUCAAAAGAAAGCCAAAAAAAUCGAGAAAGGCUUUAUUAGCAGACAAAUCUCAAAUUUCGUCAUUUUCGUCACCACAACUGAACAUAGAAGGAGGUGGUGGGGCAGGUGGUGGUGGAAAUGAUCUGGCAAAUUUCUUUCAAAGAAAAACGAAAAAACCGAAAAAGUCUUUAGCAGAGUUACAAAAAAAUAUGAUGGCUGCUGCUACAGUGGCAGUAAAAAAAGGAGACGAACCAGGCCCAGUUGUCCUUACGAAUGGGAAACCAAAAGUGACAAAGAGGCGAAAGUCUUCUGCGGCUGGAAUUGGUGGCUUAGGAGAUGCUGAUAAGGAUGCAUCAAUUCCCCCCAAGAAACGGAAGAGGAUCACUGCUUCAUUGUCUAUACAGGCAAAUGCAAAUCAAGACGCCACAAUCAAUGCCGUGGCUAGUGGAGCAUUCGAUGGCUACUCCAUUGACGAGGCGCAAAUGAACGGAAUUUCGAGACCAGCCUUACCAGAUGGCGUUUUGAUGCAGGGCAGUGGAUGGAAUAAUAACACGGAUGCUGAUGAACUCAUGAAAGGUCAUGCAAUGGGUUCUAACUGCAGUAGUUCUGACGUUGUAACUGUCAACGCCAGCGAUUUAAUUGACUGUGUAUUAAAUACGCCAUUGGUCACCACUACAGCUACAGUGAGUGGAUAUUCGCCAGGAUUUUACUCAAAUUCACCUGUCACAAGCAGCAAUCCUGCAUCGACAACGGUCUCCAGCACGGUUUCUCCAUCGAACAACUUUAUGAUCAACCCAACAUCAACUCCUAUUAUGGAUGGAGAAUUGAUGGGCACAAAUUCUUCUUCUCAAGUGUCGUCCUGGGUUCAAAAUCCGCCCACAACGCAAGAGAGCCAAAAUGUCAUUAAAUUGAUUUACGAAGCUAAUGAUACUACAAUCACAACCACGUGCUUAGAUUCGCCUCGAAUGGCAGCAGCUAACUAUGCACCAGCACAACAUGUCAUUGUGCCUCCUCUCAACAAUACUGCUGCACCACCCAUUGUUCCCAAAGUUCCGUCUUCCGAGUAUCACCGCAUCUGUUUUGCCUGCAAUAAUGAAGACUUAAAGAAGAACAUGGUCACGUGUGACAAAUGCGCUCAAGAUUAUCACUUCAUGUGUUUAACUCCUCCACUCAUGUACUCGCCCAGGCGGCGUAACUAUUCGUGGUAUUGUUCCGCGUGUGACGAAGCGGGUGCUGAAUCACAAGCUGCGACUCAACAAAAUCAAAAUCAGAAGCCUGUGGAACCACCCCCUGUCCAAUCUGAAAAUACACAAUCUCCUGCACCGCUUCCGCAACAAGCACAGCCCUACACUGUUCGUAUAUUUGAUGACGACCGUUUGAAAAAUUUUCCUAUUAAUCAUUAAUUAGCCUCAGUGAUGUCAACUAUUUUAGGUGAACCAAGUUAACAGGUCACCUUCAUUCCUCGUUGUUAUCUCUGAUUAAUAACGCAUAAGUAAUAAUUACAAUAUUUUCUAUGCACUGCAUUAUCGUUGUUAAAUUUGAAAAUAUGUAACAGGGUGUUCAAAAAUUAGGUAUUGGUAGUAUGCAGGUUUUGAAAUUCACAAGUUUGAAAAAGUAAUUGUUGUCUUGUCCGUCUUUUCAUAAAUUGUUUGUGAUACACGUGUAGGUAUGUAGAUUAUCAUAAUUAAUGUAGAAUGACUGUGUGCACAUUAUGUUAUUUAGUAGAUAUAAUUCGUGUUUAAUCACUUUCUCUCUUUUCUCUUAGUAGCGGAUUCAGACGGAUUUUUGACAACCAUCUGCUUUAAUUAAUUUACAGCAUCACCUUGUAAUAACUACAACUUCCUUCCAUAAUAUGCCGUGUGUAUAGUAAAAAAACAUCAACAUAAUAAUUGACCAUUUCUAAGAGAUAACUAUAUAUAUAUAUGUUAAUCUCCUUCUGAUUAAACUUCCUGUAAUGUGAUUUGUAAGCUUGUCAAGAACCACUGGCCACAAUCUUACACAUAUAAAUAUCUAUAUAUAUAAAACACAAUAUAACAGUAUAAAAGAACAUUUUCUACUUUAUCUAAUUAAAAGCAAUAUAUAUAUGUAGUUACAAAAUAUUGACUGGGAUUCUGUUUUCAUGUCCUUGUUCUCAAAAUAAAUAAUCUUUACAUUUUAUUACCAGGCA
Folsomia candida is the source of this 6647-nucleotide messenger RNA. RefSeq lists its product as uncharacterized. The record is from RefSeq and is a predicted model, not a curated record. Bases 985 to 5883 code for a protein of 1632 amino acids. NCBI's taxonomy places the organism in Eukaryota, Metazoa, Arthropoda, Collembola, Entomobryomorpha, Isotomidae. The transcript is spliced from 17 exons. Gene Ontology annotation, biological process: regulation of transcription by RNA polymerase II.